Aureobasidium namibiae CBS 147.97 is the source of this 3918-nucleotide messenger RNA. RefSeq names its product NUC173-domain-containing protein. Bases 1 to 3918 code for a protein of 1305 amino acids. NCBI's taxonomy places the organism in Eukaryota, Fungi, Ascomycota, Dothideomycetes, Dothideales, Saccotheciaceae. The record is from RefSeq and is a predicted model, not a curated record. The transcript has 2 exons.
AUGUCGACCAUGUCGUUGAACGAGAGGCUCGACAAGAUCCGGUCGCAGCCCAAGCUGUCGGGCAUGCAGCAGACGGCUGUAGUGCUCGGCGCAGUCGAAGAUACUCUGCGCUCGCAAAAUGCAGAACAAACACCCACCGCCUACUUCGCCGCCCUCCUGUCGCUGCUGGCGCAGUUUGACAUGGCCAACAAGGAAGUCGCUUAUGCCGUUGUAUACCUCCUCGACCUCGUCACCCCCCACGUACCCGCACCGCUUUUGCGCUCCAAAUUCAGUCAGAUCCUAGGCAGUCUCGCCCCCGCCCUCACACACCCCGAAGCAGAGGCUCCCUUGUUGCGCUCAAGUAUUGGAUGUCUGGAAUCAUUGCUGGUCGCACAAGAUGCUGCAGCCUGGGCUCUUCCCGCUUCGUCUCUCAGUCCCCGCCGCGCAGUCGCCGGUCUGCUUGGUCUUGCCGCAGACCACCGUCCCAAGGUCCGCAAGCGAGCUCAAGAUGCUCUGACUACCGUUCUCAAGAACCCUCCGCCCAGCCCUUCGCUCGAUCACCCCGCCUCCGACAUGGCUGCCGAGACAUCGAUGCGCUUGCUCCAGGAUGCUGCUGAGAAGUCUGCAAAAGCCAAGAAGGCAAAGAAGGGAGCAAAGGAACAAGAGAACGACCCUGCCUUGAUGCACGCCCUGCAACUCGUCAAGACCAUUGCCACUGCUGCCAAUGGAUGGCCUUCCCGCAAGAUCGACUCGCUGUGUGAGCUUUUGCUCGCCAUCUCAAAGUCCAGCCACGAAUUCCUCGUCAUGUCUGCUUUCGAGGUCUUCGAGAUCAUCUUUGCUGGUCUGGCCAACGAAGUUUCGGCUGCAAAGCUUCCCCGUCUGUUAGAGGUUAUCGGCGAACUUCAGCCAUCGCAAAACGACUCGCAACUCCUGCCUCCUUGGAUCGCCGUCAUUUCGAGAGGUUACGAUGUCGCCGCUCAACUCGACCCCGACGAGACUUUCGCAAAACUGCCUACCCUUUUCACCCAGGUCUCUGCCUUCCUCACUUCAUCUUCCCACAACAUUCGUAUCUCUGCCUCGGAGUGUCUUAUCUCUUUCCUCAACACCUGUGUCCCCGACUCUGUCCUCCUAGAGCCUUCAAUUUACGACGAGAAGGUCUUUGAGAACCUUGGAAGCCAGGUCAACGAUCUUCUCAGCAUCAAAUACCAGUCUGCCUGGAUGGAAGUCUUCUCAGUGAUUGGUGCUAUGUUCGACACCUUGAAGUGGCGCUCGCAGGGUAUCCUUAACACUGCCGUCAAGACUGUUGGUGAUCUCCGUGGAAACGACUCUUUCUCUGGAAAGAAGGAAGCCGAUGCUGUUCUCGGAAAGGCCAUUACCGCUAUGGGACCUGAUAGCGUUCUUGAAAUCUUGCCCUUGAACUUAACUAAGCCUGUUGCUGGACAACCCGGACGUGCCUGGAUGCUGCCUAUUCUUCGUGACUCAGUCAGAAACACCCGCCUUGCCCAUUUCCGUGCCGAGCUUGUCCCUCUCAGUGAGGCCAUGUUCCAGCGUGUCUUGAACCACGGAGCUGCCGAGAAGACCAUGGAGAUCAAGAUUUUCGAGACUAUCGUCCAACAAAUUUGGGCUACUCUUCCUGGAUACUGCGACCUUCCAUUGGAUGUAACCGAAGCCUUCGACCAGACCUUUGCUGAGAUGGUUGCCAACCUUCUUUACUCUCAACCCCAGCUCCGUACCGAGCUUUGCAGAGCUUUGCAAAACAUGGUAGAGUCGAAUCAGACCGUAUCCUCAAUCGAGGGCGAAGAGGAUCUUGUCAUGCAGGGUAGAGUUUCCAAAGCUGACGCACAGAAGAAUAUUCAGCAUCUUUCCGGCCUUGCUGGUAACAUUCUUGCUGUUUUGUUCAACGUCUACAGCGAAACCCUGCCUCAAUACCGUGGUGUCAUCCUUCAAGCCAUCAACGCAUACCUCAGCAUCACCCCCGAGGCAGAGCUGAUGGAGACAUUCACCCGCGUUGCUUCCAUGCUCGAGUCAUCUCUUGGUGAGAGCGGACCUCAAACACAGGCUGACAAGCAAAAGGAGACCAAGGGCCCUAACAAGAUGCCUCCCAUGUCGCACACUCUUAUGGAUCUGGUCAUCACAAUCUCUAUCUACCUUCCUCGUGACAGCUUCGCUGGACUCUUCAACAUGGCUGCCAUCAUUGUGAACAAUGACUCCGACCCGCAACUACAAAAGAAGGCCUACAAGCUUAUUCCUCGUCUUGCCGAGUCUGAGUCUGGUCGCGCAGCUAUUGUUGAGCGUAACUCUGACCUUCAACAACUCCUCCUCCAGGCUGGUCCCAAGGCCGCUGCUCCUUCUCGCCGCGACCGUCUGACCGCCAUCUCUCAAAUCAUCCCCACUCUUCCCAAGGAAGACCUCCACUUCAUCCCCUCAAUCCUGUCCGAAGUCGUCAUUAGCGCAAAGGAAGUCAAUGAAAAGGCACGUACCGCCGCUUUCGAGCUUCUUGUCCAGAUGGGUGAGAAGAUGGCUGAAGGUGGUACCGUCGUUAACGCGAAGGUUCCUCACAUGCCCGAUGACGCCGCUCCUGUAGAAGCCAGUCUGGAAGAAUACUUCACCAUGGUCUCUGCUGGUCUCGCCGGUUCCACUCCUCACAUGAUUUCCGCCUCAAUUACUGCUCUCGCUCGCCUUCUCUACGAUUUCCGCAACACCCUUUCCGAGCCCGUCAUCUUGGACCUUGUCCAAACAAUGGAUCUCUUCCUCACAUCCGCCAACCGCGAAAUCGUACGCUCAUGUCUUGGUUUCGUCAAGGUAUGCGUGCUCUCCCUCCCCACAGAUCUCAUGCGCCCCCGCCUGGCGACCCUCAUCCCCAACCUUAUGGUCUGGAGCCACGAGCACAAGGCCCACUUCAAACUCAAGGUCAAGCAUAUUUUUGAACGCAUGAUCAAGCGUUUCGGCGUCGAAAUCGUAGAAAAGCACUGUCCGGAAGAAGACAAGAAACUCAUUGCCAACAUCCGCAAAUCGCGUGACCGCGCAAAGAGAAAGAAGGAAGCCGGCAAGGACGACCCCGACGCCGAAGACGAUGACGCCAGUCGCAAAGCAGGCAAAUUCGAAUCAGAGUUUGACGAGCAAGUCUACGGUAGCGACGAAGAAGACUCUGGCUCUGACAUCUCCGACGACGAGGUUUUGGGUCGCUCAGCAGCCAAGGGCCGCAAGGCAAAGGCUCAAGGCGGCAACACCUUCAUCGUCGAAGACGAAGACGAGCCCUUGGAUCUGCUCGACCGCAAAGCCCUCGCCAACAUCUCCUCCACCAUCCCUUCGAAAUCGCGCUCUGCACCUUCCACGCGCAGACCCGCAAAGAUGGAUCUGGACGGCAAACUUGUCUUCAACGAGGCCGACUCCGACGACGAAAUCAUGGAGUUUGACGACGCGGGCAACGCAGCUAGUCUUGAAGAUGGUAUCAACGCUUAUGUCGAAGCCAUCAAAGGCAGAGAUGCCGCUAUUCGCGGUAGAGGCGGCAAACUCAAGUUCAAGAACAAGGGCAACAAGAACGCGGAUGAUGACGACGAGAUGGAAGUCGAUGCCAAGGAGUUCGCUGAUGCUCGCGCCAAACCCCAACGACGAAGUCUCGGCGGCGACAGAGGCUCUUCCUCUGGGUUCCGUGGCGGUAGAGGCGGAUCGGGCUUCCGUGGCGGCAGAGGAGAUUCUCGCGGCGGAAGAGAUUCUCGUGGUGGUAGAGGAGGUUCUUCAGGCUCAGGAUUCCGUGGCAACUCUGGCAAUCGCGGUGGCUUUGGCGAUCGCGGCGGCAGAGGCGGUUCGUCUCGUGGUGGUCGUGGGUCUUUUGGCGACCGCAGAGGUGGUGGCCAUGGCGGUGUCAACAAGGGGCGUUUUGCACCCAAGGGCCAGGGCCAGAGGGAUGAGAACCGCAACAGAGCUAGUAGAGCUUAG